Messenger RNA from Cinara cedri, 5557 nucleotides. The record is from the annotation of a GenBank genome assembly. NCBI's taxonomy places the organism in Eukaryota, Metazoa, Arthropoda, Insecta, Hemiptera, Aphididae.
AUGUUAAAACUUAACACAAACCAAUCAGUUGAAGGAUCACAAGAAGAAAAGUCAGAAGUAAAGAUGCCAAACAAGCGUAGUAUGUUUAUUUAUGUUUAAAAUGUAAGUAAAUGUAUUAAGUUCAUAGGAUUUAAACUAAUUUUUGUUUUCAGGGAUGAAGAAAAAACAGAAAAAACGGUCUGUUACUCAAAUUCAUCGUUCAAUAUUCCCUAAGGAUCCAUUAAUGAUAUUUUUUGAGUUGUACAAAAAUGUGCCUAUUACAUUAGAAGAAGAGACCCAUAGUAAUUGUGUAAUUUUCACUGCUUCAAUUAUGGUAAGAAAAAGUUUAUAACUUGAUAAAUUUAUUUGGGACUGAUCUGUCAUGUGGUAUGUGGUCUUCAGGCCUUUAUAUGAUGUGGUCUAUGUGCGCCCAGCUAGUUUUUACAUGGACUUAAUAUUAUUUUAUUUUUUUAUAACACUUUAUCUCUAUGGCCUUAUACUUUAUUUAUAACUUUUGAUAACAAUGCUUUGGAAUUUAGUAAAAGUGUGGACUCUGUGGAUACCAUCCAUAUACCUUUUUGAAAUCAAUGAAUAUUAUCCACAUAUUCUGUCAGUACUAGUACCCCUUUUUAAUUAUUUGACCUUUUAUGAAUAAUUGUUCUAUGGUUGCAUGUAGGAUAAUGCAAUUUACUAAUACUUAAGAGAAGGUCUUAUAUGCUGAGUUCAAAAGGGAUAUCCCUCUAUAGUUGUAAAAUUUUGUUUUGUCUCCUUUUUGUGAUAUUUUACUAUAAUUUUUAUUUUUUUAAAUUAGUAUUUUUGACUGAUAAAUAAUUGUAAUAUUUUUAAAUAUUAUAUCAAUAAUUAAAUUCCAAUAUUGGCAUAUCUGCAGUUAGCAUUUUAGCUGAUCACAGACACAAUCCCAAUCUUACUUUCAUUAAUAAUGUACUUAAUGGAAAAAUUGAUUCUAUCUUAUUAUUGUCCCAAAUUAACUUUAAAAUUUCAUCCUGCACCUUAUGUCCUGUCCCAUUCCACAUCCAAUUGUUUCAUUCUUACUAUGAAAUAAACCAACUAUGUAUGCUACAAGCCAAUUUGGACCCCUCCUUUUCUCUCUUUUAAAAUGUAAAUUUUAUUUACAUUGUUAUGUCGUAUUUAAUUGUACUUAAUAUUAUAUUCUACUUUGUAUUUUUAUUUAAAAAGCUGUAUGGCUUUAUUGUAAACAUAUAAAUAAAUGAUUUAUUUGUGAUAGACCGCAUACAAGUAAAUUCACUAGUAAAUGGCAUACUCAGGCCCAGUGGCUAGCUUUGGGGUUUUUAUAGGGCCCUUAAAUUAAAUUAUAAAUUUAGUUCUUUUUCUUAUCCAGUUCCGUGACUAAACAAUCAAUGAUGAUAUAAAAAGUUACAACUUCUAAUUUUUAGAUUCUGAGGGGGGCGAGAAAUGUUUUAGUUUUACAAUAAUGUUUAUUUUCAACAAAAAUAAUUUUAAAACCAAACUAAUUUAUAUGAGGCCACCUUAUUAUAUCGGGAUCCGGAGACAGCAACUCCCCUUUAAGUAUACCUUUGGGCAUACUACAUGAUAGCCUUGAUUUGUUUACUGAGUUACUUAUAAUAUAAUAUUAUUAUUUUUAUUAUUAAGAUUGAUGGUCAAUUGUAUACUGGAGAUCAUAUUUCCAAAAAUAAAGCUAAACAAAAAGCAUGUGAAAACUUAUUCCGUUCUAUGUUGGCAAAAAAAAUUAGUGAAGAUACUUCAAGCUUUGGUAACUAAUGACGUUUUACUAAAAUUAUUAUGAGUAGAAAAUUGUUUAUGAAAGGAUCAAAAUUCUAUAAAAAUGGCCAAAAAUUACCUUUAGCAAAAUAAUACUAUUAAAAAAAUUAUAAAAAUAAUGAAAAAAAACAAACAGACAAAAUGCAAAAUAAAAUUUUCUCUUUUAUUGUUAUUUUUUUGAGUUGGGUGAUUUCUGUAUUAUUGAUAAAGGUACUAAAUAGGUUAUCAAACCUUAAAUAUAAUUAUUGACAAUCGAAAAAGAAAAAAUACCAAAAAUCUAUUAAAGCAAAUAGUACCUAAGUAUUAAUUUAUGUAAUACAUAAAUAUGCUCUUCAAACUAACAAAAUGACCAAAAAAACAAAAUAAAAGUUUCACUUUUGAAGUAUUUGUUACAUGACUCAAAUUAUGUACUUAGAAAUCAUUCUUAGAUUACACCAGGAAAAUAAGAAAUAUUUACAUUGAACCCUGGUGCUCUAAUCAUAAUGAUUAUAUGGGUGUGAAUGUAUAAAUUCACUUAUAUACUAAAUGGUUUUUUUUUUACCUUUAUUUCUCUAAAAGCUUGUCAUAAGUGAAUAUUCAAAUAUCUGUGUCCGUCAUUAAUGUUUUGAAGAAUAAAGAUACAAAGAUAUAAAAUAUUAAAUUCUGAAUGAUUUUAACUCUUGAUAGGUUAAGUGUUAUACACAAGGUAGGUAAUAUAUAUUAUGUAUUACUACCUAUUGGUUUAGAUAAAAAAAAAUAAUAUUAUCAAAAUUGGUAUAAAACUUUAAAAAAUAAUUAUAAAAGGUUAGUUAAAAUUUUCCUACUUUGGUACAUACAGAUACAAGUAGAGCAUAUUGCUCACAUAGCUUAUUUUUUUAUUUGAGAACAAACUUCAAUCUCCCAGAUCCUCAAAGUUAAAAAAAAUCACUUCAAAGUGGAUAGCUUACUAAAUGAUAUAUUCUAUAGAAUUGUACAAUGUAUCAUUCAAAUUUAAUAUUUUUUUUUUACAUAUUCUUAUUUAUUUAAUUUUUGUAAAUAUAAGUUAUGAUAACUUAAAUAACUGGUUUUUUUCUUGAAAAAUCAAUACAUUAUUAAUUAUAAUUAAUUUAAUUUGACAAAAAAAGAAAAAGUUGCUUUUACUGCAGAUGAAUCUACAGUAAUGGAUAGUACUGACAAUAUUAAUUCUGCUGAACCUAUGGAACUGCCAGAAGAAGAUUUUCCAUGGUCACAUUUUGCUUCAUUAGCCAUGCAUACCCUUAUAAAUCAGUGGGAUAUACAGUCUGCAACAAAAAAAUUGAAUGAUGCAGCAAGCAGUAAAGGAAAGGUGAAUAUUUAUAUUUUAUAAUUUUAUUCACUUCUAAAUUGGAAACUGUCUACAUAAAAAUGUCAGUAUAAACAAUUUCACUUAUCUAAUUCUAACAUUAAAAAUAGGUUAGUUAUUUUAAAGGAGUAAAUUUAAUAUAUUUAUAUAUACUAUAUAUAUAUAUAUAUAUUAUUUAUUACAUUAUUAUAUAUUUUAUAUAUAUAGUACUAUAAAACUAAGUAAUUUACACAACAAAAAAAAAAUUAAUCUUGCCAAUAGUAUUCAAAUUAUUGAUUUUAAUGUUUUAUUUUAUUUUUAGACCUGUGGUAGAAAAAUGUUUCCUACUAACCCAGAAAAUUAUAAUCCUGUUCAGUUAUUACAUCAAAUGGUACCCAAUGUUCCAUUUUUUGCGACAAUCAAUAUUUCAAAUACUCCAAUACGUUUUGAAACAAGCUGUGUAUUGAAUGGUAAAACAUUUAAGGGUCAAGGUAAUAUUUUGUUAAAAAACUUAUUAGUUUCAUUAAAAUUAUAAUACUUGUUAAAAUGUUAUAUGCUGUAUUUUUAAAGGAAUUUAAAUGAUUCAUUUAUCACCAACAAUGCACCAUCUAGCAGUUUAUCAAUGAUAUUGAUAUUAGUCUAAGAGUAGUGACAUACUAUUAUAUUUAUUUUGGUCAAAAAUUUUAGAUCAUUAUAGAAAAACCUGGGUAAUAGCAUUAAUAAAACCGGGUAAGCAACCCCUACUGAAACAACAAAUUCCUAAUUGAUUUUCCUCUUAUGCCAUACAUACAAAAUGCUAGAAAGUUAAUACUUAACAGAAUAUAUUAUACAGUGGACAAAUUGCUUAUAAAUGAUUUUGCUCAGAAUCAUUCAUUUGGAAAUAUAAAGAUUAGCCUUAACAACACACUAAAGUAAAUCUCAAAUUAUUACAAAAAUAACUGGUUAAGACCAAACCCAUCAAAACCCAAGUAUGCACUUCAUCUGAGAAAUAAAGAAGCAAAAUGAAUAAUCUGGGAAGGUGUUGAAAUUGAAAAUGCUGAAUACCCAAAAUACCUCAAUGUCACAUUAGACUGAACUUUAUCAUUCAAACAUCACUGCUGAAGAGAAAAAUACAUGUGAGAAAUAACCUGAUUAGAAAGCUCACAAGACAUCCUGGGUAGUGGAUCUAAAUACUGUAAGAACUUCUGCACUAGCACUAUGUUACUCAACAGCCGAAUAUGAAUAUGCUGCUCAUAUGGGCCAUAUCAUGUCAUGCGAAAAAGGUCGACAUUGCUUUGAAAGAGACCUGCAGGAUAUUCUCAAGAUGUCUUAAACCAACACUGAUCAAGGAAAUACAAGCAUUAUUUAUUAGGACAUUAGGAGAGAAAUUGCAUCAGAAAUAGAUCAACACAAACAACUAAAUGACCCCAUCAACCACUACAUGAAAAAAACACUCUGUAAAUACCACACAAAUCCAGAAAAAACUUCUUUACUAUGAUCCAACCUAUAAAGAACUUACCAGAAAAAGAAAGAAUUAACAGUUGGAAAGAGAGAGAACAAAACACUAGGAUGGAAUUAAAAGUAGUCGAGGAUCAUGGUUUUUCCUCAUUUGUAUAUAGGGUGAAUUUUUUUUCAAAAGAUUUUCUACUGAAUUCAUUUUUAAAGAAAAUAUGAAUGUUUAUUCUAAGAAGAAUUCACUAUGACGGGUAAAAAUGUAAAAUAUAUAAUAUAUACAUAAUACAUGUAUUAUGAAAUAAUAUCAACCAUUCAAUACAAAAAAUAGAAUACAAAUGGAAAAACCUCAAACUUAAAUGUAGAUAGAAUUUGUUUUAAAAACCAGUUAACAGUAGUAGCUGUACACCGGGUCUCAUUGUAUUUUUCAAUCUCCUACUCGUCAACUCAUUGUGUCAGUGUUUGAUGCUGUCACCAUGUUGCACACUGAUUGGUGCAUGCAUAUUGCAUAACUUUUUUUUUUGGAACAUUAUUAUGUUAACAACAUAAUCAUUCGAAAAAUAUUUUUGAAUAAUUUUUUUUAAUAGAUUCUUAUUGAACAAUUUUAAAUGAUUAGGUUCUAAAAAAAAUAAAAAAAUAUUAUUUUCAUAAAAUGGCAUGUGGUGCGCUUACACCUGCGUACCUAUUAUCCACCUCCACUGGACAAUAGGCCAUCUGCUAUAGUCUACAAUGCCUUCUAAUAGAAACUAUUUGUGAUAAAAAAUUAUUUACACUUGGAAAAUGACAAAGCGACAACAUUCAUUGAUUUUUGGAUCACAGAAAUCUGAAUGAAAUGAAAGAAGAAGAAAAACUUUUAGAUCAUUGUGUCAGUGCCCUUAGAAGAUAUUGGGUCAAGCUUAGAGUAUAUUUUAAUUUUUUGUAGGCCAUCAUUAGUUAUUAUACCAAAUUUAUUUUAAAUAUUGUUUUAAUAGCUCAAAAUAAUAAUGCAUGUAAUUGAUUUAAAAAUAAUUUAUAGGUCGAACAAAAAAGGAAGCUAAAAGAGAAAGUGCUAUCACAGCAAUUAAACAUGUUUGGGGUUUUGAUUACCAUUCCAUAAAGAAAAAAUGA